AAUUCAUUUUUUUUCCUGCUUGAAGCAUCAUGCCUCGCUAGCAAUGCGAAACACAUUCGCCCAGGAUAACGUUAGGCUGCCGGUGUCGGAUUACUGUGCUGUGUGGUACAUCCGUGCCCUGCCCAGCGGCGUCUGUUGUAUCAUUUUCGCAUUAUGAGUGAUCAUUAUGUAAAAGUAAAGGUCCAGCUCGAGCAGAUGAAGUCGUCCGGGGAGGAUGCAGGGAAGGAGGGUGUAGAAGGUAUGGAAGAACAGGUGCCAGUGUCAUCCCCGCCUGCCUCUGUGUCACCGCUCCCUCCCAGCAUCACCAUAGCAGGGGGAGAUCCAGCCAAGACCCCCAUCAUUUGCAAACAUAGGAGUAAAAGUCGUUCUAAACCGGGUAAAGAUGACAAAAAUUCUUGUGGCAAACACAACUCCGACCUAGCACUGCAUGGUUCUGUAGUUAGCGGGCAUAUGGGUAAGAACUUGUACCGAGUAGGGCAUGAACGAACACUUGGAAAGACAAAUAGAAAGAUGCAGCAGGGCAAUCCCGAGACUAAUGGUAACUUUGCGCCUGGCCAUCGACACAGAGACAUGAAAGACACACGCCGUGAGGAGGGGCUCAGGCUGGGGAGGAAAAGAAGACCAGUGACAGUGGAUACCUCCAAAGCCAAAACAUCUCUGGAGGCUCUGAAGCUAAGCAUCAAGCAGCUAAAAUGGAAAGAGUUUCCUCUGGGACGACGGACAGCCUGUGAUAUCUACUGGCAUGGUGUAUCCUUCCAUGACAACGAGAAUAUCGUCUCAGGGCAGGUCAACAAGUUCCCAGGUAUGAUUGAAAUGCUGAGGAAGAUCAACCUAAGCCGGGCAGUAAGGACCAUGCAGGAGCUCUUCCCAGAGGAGUAUGACUUCUAUCCCCGCUCUUGGAUCCUGCCUGAGGAGUACCAGCAAUUCUCUGCACAGAUUCGCAUGGUUAAAGAAAAUGAUUCUACCGUGAAUCCCACCUUCAUCGUCAAGCCAGAUGGUGGCUCUCAGGGGGAUGGCAUCUACCUCAUCCGUGAUCCUAGUGACCUAAAGCUCAUGGCCGGCUCACAGACUAAGCAGGCUGUAGUGCAGGAAUAUAUCCAGAGGCCGUUGCUCAUUGACAAACUCAAGUUUGAUAUCCGCCUCUACGUGCUAGUCAAGUCCAUGGAGCCAUUAGAAAUCUACAUUGCCAAGGAGGGCCUGACACGUUUUUGCACCGAGCCCUACCAGGAACCUAGCCAGAAGAAUCUGAGCCACGUCUUCAUGCACCUGACCAACUACUCGCUCAACGUCCACAGUGGCAAGUUUGUUCACUCGGACAGCCAGAGCACAGGCAGCAAGCGCACCCUUUCCAGUGUGCUCUACCGUUUAGCUGCUAAAGGUGUGGACAUCAAGAAGGUGUGGUCCGACAUAAUUUCUCUCGUCAUCAAAACAGUCAUUGCUGUGGUGCCUGAGCUAAAGGUCUACUACCAGGCUGAUAUACCACCUGGCAAACCAGGACCCACCUGCUUUCAGAUCUUGGGCUUUGAUAUCCUGCUGAUGAAGAACCUGAAACCAGUAUUACUAGAGGUGAACUCCAACCCCAGCAUGAGGAUAGAACAUGAACAGGAGGUUGCACCAGGGGUUUUUGAAUAUGUUCCCAGUCCAGUGGAUGAAGAUGUUAAAGUGGGCGUGAUUAGGGACACUCUACGCCUUAUGGACCCUGGUCACAACAAACCAUCAAUCUUCAAACCGAGAGCUGGGUCCGUGAAUGUGGAGGACAUUCUGAUGGAUCCAGUAUCACAGGAGAGGGGCCAGGAUGACGGAGGAGCUCUACCUUCCCUGUGUCUAAAGCAGGUGUACCCAAAAUACGCAAAGCAGUUCAACUACCUGCGGCUGGUGGAGCGCAUCACAGCCCUGUUCAUACGUUUCCUUGGGGUCAAGGGCAACAUGCGUCUGGGGCCCACUGCCUUCCGUACCUUUGUCAGGAACUGCAGGUUGAGCACGAGUAAUUUCUCCAUGGCAUCAGUGGACAUCCUCUACAUAGAUAUCACUCGUCGCUGGUCAGGAUCAUUGUCUGACUCCAAAGAAGCAGGUAUGGGCCUGCAGGCAUUUGUGGAAGCCUUUUUCUACAUGGCAGCUCGCAGGUUCAAAUCCCUGGUACUGAGGGAGCAAGUUGUGUCACUGCUUGAGCUGUGUGAGGCUCAACUACAGUCCCAGUAUGGUGCUGGGAGUCUGGGGCCUGAGGACAGGCGCUCUCUGAGCUGCAGCAGGGCCCUGCCGCGAGGCACCAAGACUCAAUCGUUGGGCCUGACCAACCCCCAUCUUGGCUCCCCAGCUCCUCUUCGAAGGGCAGCUAGCCAGGACUACCGGUUGCAUCAAAGACUCAGGCCUAACGCACUCAGGGCCAAUGUGGACAACUGACCAGAGAGGGCCUCAGUGAGCAGUCCAACGCCUCACCACUGCCUCCGGCCUUCUGUACAGGGAUAGGGACAUUAGGCCUUCAUCUCCUCUCUCCAGCUCCCACAAGGGGGACAUAAAAAGAGCCACGGAAAGGAUUGGCUUGACCCUGUUGGCUGACUUGCAAGAGCACUGUUCUCAGAUUGUUUUUACUUCAGAGGGGGGAGAUUUAGGGUGGAUGGUUUACUUGUUUUUUCCCUCCUUGUGAGGUCAUGUAUGAGCAGAGUGUAAUUCAGUGAGGGAAAUGUACGGUAGGUAAGAGAGUCCAUCACACUGCAAAAUUAGGAAAUGCAAGCAAACACAAAAGACAUGCGCCAACUUUAUUAAAUUGUUUCUCAAGAGGAGACAAUACAGUAAAACAAAAGAAACAAAAAAGGCCAUGAUUUCUGUAAGAAUGAAAAGCACAACAGAUUUAGCAAGAGACAGCCAUUACAAAUAAACAUCCAAGUAGGAAAGGAAAAACAAAAUUAAAGAAAUAAAUAGAAACACCAGUGUAUCAGGUAUUGUAAUCAAUGACAGCUUUAGAUACAUACAGUACAUUUGGUUGUGUUUGGGAUUCAAUCACCUGUGUUUGAAAUGCAUGGGGACCACGAGGAUCUUACGUGAGAGCUUAAUCAAGGAUAGCCAUCCAUUUGUCUAUUCAAGGUUGCCAAAUUUUCAAGAAAAUGUUCCUUUUGGGGAGACUUGCAACAAAGUCUCUCCAAAUGUCGUAUGUUCCCCAGCUCUCUAAGCCAUUGCAGGAAUGGAGGGCUUGCCUCUGCCUUCUGAUGUUGUAAAUAAGGUGUUUGGCUAACGUGCACAGAGGGAGAUGGCUUGCUCGACAUACUUCAUGACUGAAGGAUUUGCCACCAUGGGUCCAAAAUUAGCAAGUGAAGGGUCUGGAGCUACAGAGUCAGACAAAGUAAGAGGUAAGAGAUAGAGAAAGGAGAGGGUGCUUUCACACGUGGCUCGUUUGGAGCAGUUGUUUUGAAACCAGGAGCUUUUCCCCUGCAAAUCGGUUCAUAUGGGCAUGUGCGAACGCAGCAAUUGCACUCUCAGGCGCGACACAACAAGCGAGCUGAAAUCAUCAAUUCCGGUUGAACCCUGGAUUGGUUCCUUUGCAGUGAGAACACAAUCCACUCAGCCAACAGAAACAACUCACUAUUUCCCUCUAAACGUAACUGAGAAAGCAGCAGCUGUAUUGGAGCAUAAUUUUUAGACUGGUGCAACCACGCAUGCACACACACACACGUAGACACACACAAACCAUAAAGCUGAUGAUCCUCAUAGGUCAGAACAGCGAUAAGCAUGUUGAUGUCUUUACAGAUCCUUCUGUGGGAAAACAAAGAGCCCUGAGGUGAAUCCAUCCGGUACGAUUUCUGACCACUGACAGAAAUCAUGACAUUUGUUUACAAAUUUAUCCCACUGUUGAACAUUGCCAUGUGAACACAAAUGAACCAAGGGACAAAUGCAACAAUUGUAUCAUUUUAGCCCCUGAAUCAUGACAAAGCAAAUAAGCUACAUGUGUGAAAGAACCCAGAGAUUAUGUAGUUCACAUGCACCAACUUGGCAUCACACACACAACUGUAGAAAUGCAUUACAAAUUGAGGAAACACAAGAAAAUCAGCCAAACAUUUUGUCUAUCUUGGCAACAUACACGCCAAUACAGAAAUGUGCUGUAAGCAAGAAAACACAAGCGCAAACAGAAAUGCUGCAAAAUGCACAACACAAAAGAAAUAAGGUGCAGUGUUUCCCGAGGACACACUAAUAGGAAAUACCGUGAGGGUGUGCUGAUGGAUUAGGGGAGCUAUCUACUUUUUUCAUUAGGAGAGUUCAUUGUUAACGUUUCUCAGUGUUCCUCAGUUUACAACACAUUUCUAUCUUGCGUGCUUUGUAAAUAGCAUUUGCAGUGCAGUUCUGUAAUACUGUGUGUGCGUGGUCGAGUUGGUACUUAUGUUUUUAGUUUUCAGCGAGGCUCUGUAAUGUUGUAAAUGUGUUGCCAAGUGAUUGCAUAUAUUUUGCCUUUGCUCGCAUUUCUCCAGUGUCCAGUGUGAUGAGCUCUCUCAGCCACCAUAGAAAUGAAUGUGGCAGGAAAGGCCUGUUUUACAUAUACUGUAUACUGUACCUUUUGAUUCAACAGGGCAGCUGUUUGCUUCCCUUCACCUUAAGUCCCACAGGAUAAUAAUACGCACACACACACGUUGGUUUUGCUCUACUUGUGGGGACAUUGUAUUGAUUUACAUUCACUCUCCACAGCCUUUCCCUAAUCUUAGCAAUGACCAGCUUAUGCCUAAAGGAGUGUUCAGACCGAAAGCAAAGCGUGUUUUCGCAUUGCGGACUUGCAUGACUACAGCCACGACUUUUUCGCUCAAGUUGAAAAAUUUCAACUUACACGAAUGACGCGAAUGAUGUGAAUUUCGCGGGUUUGUGUCAUUCGCAAUGUGGAAAUUCACAUCAUUUGUGUUUCCUGCUGUGAAUUUGUGUCUAUUCUCGUCUUUGCAUUGACUUUGUACGUAAUCACAGCGUGUUAAAAACUUGCUUUGUGUUUGGUUUGAACACACCAGAACCCUAACCCUUAACCUAACAGUAAUUCUAACCUUAACCCUAAUCUUGACCAAUAAGCCAGAAUUAGCUUUUUUCCUUUGGGAGGACCACCCAAAAAGUCCUCACAACCCCACAUGUUCUCACAAGAACAGCGGUUUCUCAACAGUUGGUCCUCACAAGUGUAGCGAAACAAGCCCACAUACACACUCACACACACAUACAUCAAAUCACAAACUCUCUUCAGGGAUAACGUCGAAGACUCCAGCUUUUCUGCUGACUACAUUAAAUGCAUACACAUUGUUUUACAGUCUCUUUCUCUCUCUCUCUCUGUUGCUCUCUCUCUCUCUCUCUCUCACACACACAUACAAAAUGGUGUAAGGGCGUGUCCUAAAUGUGUGUAUUAUAUUCCUGUAUUUGCACAGUUUCACUUUUUGAACAAAUAAAUUUGCACAGUUAUGGAUGUAAA
This is a messenger RNA of Myripristis murdjan (pinecone soldierfish), 5425 nucleotides long. It is a transcript of the gene ttll11, whose product is annotated as tubulin tyrosine ligase-like family, member 11. Gene Ontology annotation, molecular function: tubulin-glutamic acid ligase activity; tubulin binding. NCBI's taxonomy places the organism in Eukaryota, Metazoa, Chordata, Actinopteri, Holocentriformes, Holocentridae. Gene Ontology annotation, biological process: protein polyglutamylation; microtubule cytoskeleton organization. Bases 154 to 2400 code for a protein of 748 amino acids. The record is from RefSeq and is a predicted model, not a curated record. The transcript is spliced from 10 exons. Gene Ontology annotation, cellular component: ciliary basal body.